This is a messenger RNA of Callithrix jacchus (white-tufted-ear marmoset), 23305 nucleotides long. Lineage: Eukaryota; Metazoa; Chordata; Mammalia; Primates; Cebidae. The record is from RefSeq and is a predicted model, not a curated record.
AAUAAAUAAAUAAAUAAAAUAAAUCUAAACACGGUUCUGAGCAGACAUCUGAAAAGAUUUUUAGAUCAUUCUGAAAGGGAAUAGGGAAGACCUUAGUUUAACUACCAACAAUAUGAUUUAGGAUCCUGCUUACAUGGUGCAUUGCCUGCAUGGCAGCAUUUCUUUAUAAAUCUCAGCUGCAGAUUAGUAAUAAUGUGUGUGAAUUGCCUGUCAGCUUCAGUCCUAUCAUUAGUCCAUUACAUCUUUAUAACUUAUUUUACAUCAUUUUAGAUAUUACAAAAUUUGCAUUCUGGGAUUCCAUGGAACUAACAUCUUUCAAGAAUUUUUGAGCACUUAACGAAGAUUCCGUGGUGUUCACAUCUAUAAAAUGAGCAUUAUGGUAUUGCACCAGCAUGAUAAGGCCUCUUGUUAAUCUGAAAUGCUAUUAUUCUGUUGGUUAAAAUGAUGCUAUCUGUUAAAAAUACCAGUGGCACUUUUUUUGGUCAUGGUACCAGAAGUGCAUUUGUUGUGACAUUUUACUUUACUUAGUCUUCCAUUAAAAUUCAAGCACCCUUGGGAGAAAAUAUGCAUUAAACCUUUAUUAUCUAUUAACACCUCGGAAAAAUUGCUUUUUAGGUAAGUAGUUGUCAUAUUAGAAAACAGAUGGGGCUAGACACCCUGGACCAUAAAAGGGAGAAGGAUUGAUCCCAGAAAACAAAGGAGUUGGAAGAGACUUUGUGGCUUGCAAACUCAGAAUGCCUCCAGGGAACCGCUGGGUUCACAUAAGAGUAUGUAGUGGCCAACUGAAGAAAACAGGCUUAUGGUGCAUAUGCUGUUCCUCUCUAAUUAUGGUGAAUUUUAGCCUUAUUCUUUGUUAAAUGAAACAGUCAUUCAGGGGUUAAACAGAAUGGACAAAGAAAAACAUCAGAAGUCAUAAUUUUUAUGGCCUCUGUUAUAUUACAUGGGAUGCCAUAGAUGAAAGACUGCUUCAGACCGAUCCCCCAAAGGAUCCUAUUGAGGGCAGAUGAGAACACUGAGAAUCUGGGAUAGAAGGGUGCUGAAAAGAAAGAGAUCCAUAAAGAUUCAGAGCACUCUCUUGACAUUACUUAUACCUGACCCCACCUUUACGAAUAGGCAAAUUGGAUGCUUCCACUCUCCCUCGGGGUUGAUAAACAGCGGUGUGCAUCAGAAUCGCCUGAGUAGCUUUGCCAAGCUACAUCUGAAACUAUCCACACCUCACCACAAACCAAGAUUUUGAUUCAGCAAGUCUGCUUUGGAGUUGAUUGAGUAAUUUGAAAAAAAAAACAAAAAACAAAAAAACACCUCAGUUUGAUUCAGCUUUACAUAUGCAAUUGCAGACCUGUGCUCUUAGAAGUAGAGGUUUCCAGUUUACUCUUUGAAAUAUGAGAGUAACUCUGCUUUCAGAAUAAUUCCUUCAGGGCCGGGCGCAGUGGCUCACGCCUGUAAUCCUAGCACUUUGGGAGGCCGAGGCAAGCAGAUUGCCUGAGCUCAGGAGUUUGAGACCAGCCCAGGCAACAUGCUGAGACCCCGUCUCUACUACAGUACAAAAAAUUAGCUGGGCGUGGUGGCAUGCGCCUGUAGUCCCAGCUACUUGGGAAGCUGAGGGAGGAGAAUUGCUUGAACCCAAAAAAUGGAGGGUUCAGUGAGAUGAGAUCCUGCCAGUGCACUCCAGCCUGGGCAACAGAGGGUCCCUCUGUCUCAAAAAAAAAAAAAAAAAAUUGCUCAGAUGCACGACUACAUUGUGGUUUGGCACAUUUAAGUUUCCAAAGUGAAUUAUUUCAUUCCAUAAAAGAAUGUAGAAAAGCAACAUACAUAAUUAAAGAGUUAGAAAUAGAUUUCAUGAGGAAAGAUGGAAGAGUUAUAUAAAGCCUGAGCAGUUGGCAACUUCAGGUGUAGCAAAGCUAGUGAUAAGAAGGCACAUAAUACAAAAUAUAAAAGAAUUGGCUGGGCAUCGUGUUACACGCCUAUAGUUCUGUCUCGGGAGACUGAGGCGGGAGGAUCACUUCAGCGCAGGAGUUGAAGGCUACAGUGAGCUUUGACUGUGUCACUACAGUCCAGCCUGGGUGACAGGGUGAGACUUUAUCUCUAAAAACGAAAAUAAAAAGACGCAUAAUUAUUUCUGAUUGGACUAUAAUAAACAUCAAACUGUAUCACCUGAAUUAUAAUCAUACAGACAAUAAAAAUUGAUAUAGCACCAUAAAAAUAUUUGCUUGUCCUGCUUUCCCAGAAAGACUUCACACUGCAUAUGAAUUUUUAUUUUAAUCAAAGCAGUUCAGGAUUAAUCACUAACAAUACAACAGUAAGCCUGCAAUAGAGCAGAUGGGAUCAAUUUGUUGUAAAGAAAUAAGAAUUUCCUAACAGAAAAAGUUGUUGGACAUUUAAUAUGACCAGAGAAGUUUGCAGAAUUUCCAUCGUUGCAGAAUAAAAGUCUGAGUUCAAAUGAGUGGCUGGCUAUCUUAAAUACUUUACAUGUGACACUUACUAGAGAUACCAUGCUUAAUUCUUUCAGUGACAUACAGCUUCUGAGACUCUUCAUUUUAAUAAACAUUUUGCCAUUUUAUACUUCCACUUUGGGCAAGGUUAGAUGCAAGUGCACUUAAGGAGGGUCCAUUUUUUCCCAAUUUGUUGGUUGAUAUUUUCCUAAUAUUUUCUCAGGCCAGUCAGUCGUUAUCAUUCCCAUCCUAGUCCGUGACUAUUUUGUUGACACAUGUCUCCAUGACUCCAUUUUUGACUUUUCAUUUGACUUUCAUCUUGGACCACACUUAUUCAAAAAAUAUAUACUGCAGAAUAAAUCUGUAAAUGUGUGUGUGAUUUCUUUGACUGCUGAGAAGAAUUGUGAUGCCAACAUUUACUGAGGUUGACUGCGUGGCAGAGACUAUACUAAAUGUUUUACCUGGGUUAUCUCAUGGAUCCACACCUGAUGCUGCAGAGGUGAGGUACUGCUCUGUCCCUUCUUAGCAGAGGACAGACAGGCUCAGGGAGCUCAGGAAAUGUGCCCACAGUGAGAUGGGUAAGAAGGCGUGUUGUUGGGAUCAACAGGCUGGGUCAGUCUGACUGCAAAGUUGUUUUUUUUUUUUUUUUCUGAGAGAGAGUCUUGCUCUGUUGCCCACGCUGGAGUGCAGUGGCACAAUCUCAGCUUACUGCAGUCUCUGCCUCCCAGGUUCAUGUGAUUCUCCUGGCUCAGCUUCUCGAGUAGCUGAGACUACAGGCGUGCGCCACCACGCCUAGCUAAUUUAUAUGUAUAUUUAGUAGAGAUUGGGUUUCACCGUAUUGGGUAGGCUGGUCUCAAACUCCUGCCUCAGACAAUGUGUCCACCUCAGCCUCCCAAAGUGCUGGGAUUAUAGGGGUGAGCCACCGUGCCUGGGCUAACUCCAAACUUCAGAGACAGAGUUAGAUUGUGCUUUUAUAUUAGUGAUUUCCAGUUGAGAAUUAACAGCUCUCUCUAAUUCACUUCUCUUUGGAAACUUCUUUCAUUCAGUUCUAACAUUGUUGUGGGGAACAAUAAAAUGUCUUUAGAUGCCACGUCUCAGUCUUGACCACACUUCGGAAUUACCUGAGAGUUUUCAGAAAAAUGUUGGGCCUUGAACUUCUCAUCUCAACUGAUCCCCCUGCCUUGGCCUCCCAAAGUGCUGGGAUUGCAGGCAUGAGCCACCACACCUGGCCCCCCAAAAUACUGGAGUCCCACCCUCAGGUAUUCUGUGUUCAUGGAGUAUAGCCUAGACAUGGGGAUUUUUAAAAACCCCAGAUGAUUCUAAUGUACAGCAGAGUUUGAGGAUUCCUAUUUUGGAACAAUGCAAAUUUUUAAAUUCUAAAGUCUCAUCUUUCUUUUAGUAAAAAAGUAAUGUUUUUAUUACAGAAGUAGUGCAUAUUUGCUUUAGAAACUACAGAAAGGCUGGGCAUAGUGGUUUACACCUGUGAUCCCAGCACUUUGGGAGGCUGAGGUUAGAGGAUGGCUUGAAGCCAGGAGAUAGAGACCAGCCUGGGCAACAUAGGGAGACCCCAUCUCUACAAAACUAAAAAUAAAUUAGCUGCAUGAGAUGGCACCUACCUGUGGUCCCAGCUACUCAGGAGGCUGAGGUAGGAGGAUCACGUGAGCACAGGAGGUUGAGGCUGCAAUGAGGUGUGAUUGAGCCACUAUACUCUAGCCUGGGCAGCAAAGCAAGACCCUAUCUCAAAAAACAAAACAAAACCACAGCCAAAAACACUUACGAUUAAAAUUACCUGUCAUCCUUUCACUGAAAGGUAGCAGUGUAGUGCUUAGCUAUGUAUAUAUUUUUUUGCCCUGCGUACAUUUAUAGAUUUGACAUCUUAACUGCAAUAUUAUUCUCCUAUAGAUUUUUAUAUUUAAUGCAAAAUUGUUUUAUGUAUUUCUAUGCAUUGCCAGACUGAGAAAUUUUUGACUCUUACGUAAUGGUGUCGUUGGAUCAAUCCUUAUAGGCCAGUAACUCCCACAGUGGGGCAAUAUUUCUGUUAAUGGGGAGUUUGUAUAUUAUCUGCGUUAGCACUUAGGGAGCUGAUUUAGAUGUGGGUCCUUUGGGCCCCAUCUUCUGGAGUACUUUUUCAGGCAAGUCCUUGGUUUACUUCUUGUCUUCCUUGUAGCUUCUUUAAGGUAAAGCCCACGUGGUUUUGAUCCCUGGGUCCUGGCAUGUAGUACCUGCUCAAUAGAUUCUUGAAUGGAUGAACAGACAGGCAGAUGUACCCCAGAAUCUGAGGUGGGGAUGGUGGUUAUAGUUUGAAAAAAUUACUUAAGUUCAGGUCUGUCUGAAAAAAAAUGAUUGGUGAAUAUGGUGGUAGGAAGGGACUGAGUGGGGCUGAGAUAAGGACAAGGACUAGGAGAUAUUUUAGGAUAGGUGAGCUUCAGCUCUUCCGGGAAAAGUAAAACAUCUAGUUUCAGAAAUGUCCUGGUCCUGUCCUCCUCACCAGGCCUGGUUUUCAGUGGUGAAUAACCCCUCCCCCCAGUGUGGUAGAGGGAUUGUGUUCUAUCCUUUCACCUCCCCUAUUUACUCACCUGUAGGACAUCUUAUUCUCAAAAUAAGAACUAAAUAUAUUUUGGAGUUUGCUCCUCCCCGGGUAUGUUCUAAUAAAGAUUUCGAUGAGAAACUGCUGUAGUAUAUAUAGUGCAUUUCAGCUAGGGAUAACCAGAGCCUGUCAGUCAACAGCUGUGUCUGUCCCAUCCUUUCCGAGGACAGUCUGGGAUGAGGAAGAAUUUACAUAAAAGGUGGGAGGGGACUAGAGCAUGGAAGGACUGCUGAGGAAUCACCCCAGGAAGGAAAAGGUCCGUCUGGAAGGUGUUAAGGGUUUGUUGGUAAGCCAGGCUCCGCUAGAGAGCCCAGACAACUCUGGACUGCUCACUGAGAUAUUUUUGGCACUGAAGCCACAAAUCCAGUAUGAUUUCUUUUUCAUACUGACUUCUUAUAAUGUCACUUUAUAAUCAGUAGAUUUCUUAAUCACAGAGCCUAUAAAUCAGAAGAACUUUGCCUUUGAAAAAUGUAACUGUAUUAAAUGUGCUAUGGUCUUUCCUUGCUCAUUAGGGUUCACUUUAGAACAAGUUUUUAUUGAAAAGGAGAAAUUGCAAAUGCAUGCAUUUUACUUUAUUAGUGUAUAAACACAUGUAUUAUAUUGCUAAAAUCAUUUAGAAUUGAGGCAUUUUUGUAAUUCCAAGUAUACAAAGAAAAUCAGAAGCCGUUCUUUAUCCUGUCUCCCCUUCUUGUUGAAUUCAAAAUGACUUUACAGACAUUUGAUGUAAAGGCACUAAAGACAGUUAAAACCAUAGUCAUUAUGCUUUACUUAGAAUUCAGUAAAGAACACAGUUAAAGAACAAAAUAGCAAGCCUGGUUUAUUUGUCUGAAUAGUGCUUGUCUCAUGAUACUUUAUCUCAUAUGAGGGAAGGAGAGGGAAUCCUUCGAGUUACAUCGUAUAAGGUAGCAAAAAACAAAUACAAUAAAUGCUAGAGACAAUAUUUAUUCAGAAAACAGCAGCGAGUCCAGUGAAACUUGGAGACUGUGAAAUGCUGUGCCAGUCAUUAGAGCCAGGAGUAUAUUAUGAUUUAAUGGUACCUCUCUGCUGCAUCUCAUGAGCUGUCCUAGAAAAACAUUUUGAAGCAAUAAAGCAUCCAUUUGGCUCCUAAGUAAUGAGAGGCAUUGUUCUUUGCAUUAACUAUUUAUUCAGGAAGAGAAGUGACCAACUGUUAAUAAGCUUUAUCCAAAGAGGGUCGUGGAAAACAAGAAAAUGCAAAAGUGAGGUUCUCUUCAAUUUCAUAUGCAAUUAACAAAUAUCCAGAGCUGACUGAUUGGUGCUCCUCUUCCAUGUGACUUUUGGCUGGCUGUAUUUAAGGAUCAUCACUCCAUUCAGAAGGCUAAUGCUGUGUGCUGAGAACAGAAAGGAGAUGGAAGAUUGGAUCAGCUCUCUGAAGUCUGUACAGACCAGAGAACCUUAUGAGGUGGCCCAGUUUAAUGUGGAACAUUUCUCAGGGAUGCACAACUGGUACGCCUGCUCCCAUGCCCGACCCACCUUCUGUAACGUGUGCAGAGAAAGCCUUUCUGGAGUCACCUCCCACGGCCUGUCCUGCGAAGUGUGUAAAUUCAAGGCUCACAAAAGAUGUGCAGUGAGAGCCACAAAUAACUGUAAAUGGACCACGCUGGCCUCCAUCGGGAAGGACAUUAUAGAAGAUGAAGAUGGCCUCGCGAUGCCUCACCAGUGGCUCGAGGGCAACCUGCCUGUGAGUGCCAAGUGCGCCGUCUGCGACAAAACGUGUGGCAGUGUUCUCCGCCUACAGGAUUGGAAAUGCCUUUGGUGUAAGACAAUGGUACACACUGCGUGCAAAGAUUUAUACCAUCCAAUAUGUCCGCUUGGCCAAUGUAAAGUAUCUAUCAUACCUCCGAUUGCGCUAAACAGCACCGAUUCCGAUGGUUUCUGUAGAGCAACGUUUUCCUUCUGUGUUAGUCCUCUGUUGGUUUUUGUCAAUUCUAAGAGUGGAGAUAAUCAGGGAGUCAAGUUCCUUCGCCGCUUUAAGCAGUUGCUAAAUCCGGCUCAGGUGUUUGAUUUAAUGAAUGGAGGUCCUCAUUUAGGUUUAAGAUUGUUUCAGAAGUUUGACAAUUUCCGGAUUCUUGUUUGCGGAGGCGAUGGAAGUGUAGGUUGGGUUUUGUCAGAAAUUGAUAAGCUCAACUUGAAUAAACAGUGUCAGCUGGGAGUGUUGCCUUUGGGUACAGGAAAUGACCUCGCACGAGUUCUUGGCUGGGGAGGUUCAUAUGACGAUGACACCCAACUUCCUCAGAUCCUAGAGAAAUUGGAACGAGCCAGUACCAAAAUGUUGGACAGGUGGAGUAUAAUGACAUAUGAACUCAAAUUGCCACCAAAAGCUUCCCUACUUCCAGGACCUCCAGAAGCAUCUGAAGAAUUUUAUAUGACGAUUUAUGAAGACUCAGUGGCAACGCAUCUUACAAAAAUCCUCAACUCUGAUGAACAUGCAGUGGUCAUAUCAUCUGCCAAGACGCUGUGUGAAACCGUAAGGGACUUCGUGGCCAAAGUGGAGAAGACGUACGACAAAACCUCAGAAAACGCGGUUGUAGCCGACGCCGUGGGCAGUAAAUGUUCAGUCCUCAACGAGAAGCUUGAACAACUGCUGCAGGCUUUGCACACAGACUCUGAGGCUGCACCUGUUCUCCCCGGCCUCGGCCCUCUCAUUGUGGAAGAAGAUGCUGUGGAAUCCUCCAGUGAAGAGUCCCUUGGUGAAAGCAAAGAACAGCUCGUGGAUGAUGUUACAAAACCUUCCUCCCAGAAAGCCGUCAAACCAAGGGAAAUCAUGUUGCGGGCAAACAGUUUAAAGAAAGCAGUGAGGCAAGUCAUUGAGGAAGCUGGAAAAGUUAUGGAUGACCCGACAGUUCACCCCUGUGAACCAGCUCAUCAGUCCUCUGAUUACGACAGCACAGAAACAGAUGAGUCUAAAGGGGAAACUAAAGACAGUGGUGAGAAAGAAUCAUUGACUGCAGUUAAAACGGCACCUCAGUCUCCAGAUGCCCGGGCAAGUCAUGGCCAUUCUCACACUGAUUCUCUCCCUGGUGCAGCUGUGGCAGCCAGCAAAGAAAACCUCCCGGUGCUCAAUACGAGAAUCAUCUGCCCAGGUUUACGAGCAGGACUAGCUGCCUCAAUUGCUGGGAGUUCAAUUAUCAACAAAAUGUUACUGGCAAACAUUGACCCUUUCGGUGCCACCCCGUUUAUUGACCCAGAUCCAGAUUCCGUAGAUGGAUAUUCAGAAAAAUGUGUUAUGAACAAUUACUUUGGGAUUGGAUUAGAUGCAAAAAUUUCAUUGGAAUUUAACAAUAAAAGAGAGGAGCACCCUGAAAAAUGCAGGAGCCGAACUAAAAACUUGAUGUGGUAUGGAGUCCUUGGGACCCGGGAGUUACUGCAGAGAUCCUACAAGAAUUUAGAACAAAGGGUUCAACUUGAGUGUGACGGGCAGUAUAUUCCUCUUCCCAGCCUGCAAGGCAUAGCCGUGUUGAACAUCCCCAGCUAUGCCGGAGGGACGAACUUUUGGGGUGGAACUAAAGAGGAUGAUAUAUUUGCUGCACCGUCAUUUGAUGACAAGAUUCUGGAAGUUGUGGCAAUAUUUGAUAGCAUGCAAAUGGCAGUCUCAAGGGUCAUUAAACUGCAGCAUCAUCGAAUAGCCCAGUGCCGUACAGUAAAGAUCACUAUAUUUGGCGAUGAAGGAGUCCCAGUGCAAGUGGAUGGUGAAGCAUGGGUUCAGCCUCCAGGGAUUAUUAAAAUUGUGCACAAAAACAGAGCACAAAUGCUAACAAGGGACAGAGCCUUUGAGAGCACUCUGAAAUCUUGGGAAGAUAAGCAGAAGUGUGAUUCCGGUAAACCAGUUCUCCGAACCCACUUGUACAUCCAUCAUGCCAUUGACUUGGCAACAGAAGAGGUGUCGCAGAUGCAGCUGUGCUCCCAGGCUGCAGAGGAGCUCAUUACUAGGAUUUGUGACGCAGCCACGAUUCACUGUGUUUUGGAGCAGGAACUGGCCCAUGCUGUGAAUGCCUGCUCCCAUGCCCUGAAUAAAGCCAACCCAAGGUGCCCGGAGAGUCUUACGAGAGAUACCGCCACUGAAAUAGCCAUCAAUGUGAAGGCACUGUAUAAUGAAACAGAGUCUUUGCUAGUUGGCAGGGUUCCUCUGCAGCUGGAAUCGCCACACGAAGAGCGCGUAUCCAAUGCCUUACACUCUGUGGAGGUGGAAUUACAGAAACUGACAGAGAUUCCGUGGCUUUAUUACAUCUUACACCCAAAUGAGGAUGAGGAACCUCCUAUCGAUUGCACCAAAAGAAACAACAGAAGCACAGUAUUUCGAAUAGUGCCAAAGUUUAAAAAGGAAAAGCUUCAGAAGCAGAAGACAAGUUCACAGCCUGUUCAGAAAUGGGGCACAGAGGAAGUUGCUGCUUGGCUGGAUCUGCUCAAUUUGGGAGAGUACAAAGAUAUCUUCAUCCGUCAUGACAUCAGAGGGGCUGAACUUUUGCAUCUGGAAAGACGAGAUCUUAAGGACCUGGGGAUACCGAAAGUGGGCCAUGUGAAGCGAAUUCUCCAGGGAAUUAAAGAGCUCGAAAGGAGCGCUCCACAGUCAGAGGUGUGACCAUAUUGGUGCUAUUCCUUGGAAGAGAAGUAAUUGCCACUUAAUACAAAGUCCUUGGAAGCAAGUGGCUGUUCUUGUAGUUUUCUGCAUAGAUAAGUAAGCACCACUGAAGCACCUCUGUGGCUUGAUAUUUUGCUGUGGGUGAAAUUUUGAUUUGAGGUAUUAGAAAAUAUUUUUGUGCCAAAAAAUACAUUCCACAAAGCCAUUUUCUUCUUGUGCAAACCUGACAUGUUCAAACAUAUUCAGCAUAGUAAUAAGGUGGGAGGAGUCUGAGGUGAUUGCAUCGUCUAAAAGUGUGGAACUGCAGAGUUUACUUUCCUCAGAGCUGGUCUGACGGGACGUUCUGACUGCGCCACUGCAUAACAAGAUGUGCUUGAAACUUCAUUAUUGGAGGCAUUGGCCAUUUUCUUAAAAUCAUAGGUUAGGAGACUAAAAUAUAAAUUAAGUUGUGUUUUGAAUGUAGGUUGGCAUCACCUCCAACUCCUAGUGCUUAGUGGUCAAAGAACAUGUUGAAAACCGGUCAGGUAUGAAUGAAUGCAUUCUUCAUGCACAACGCUCCUGCCAGAAAUGUCUUUCUGUUUCUUGCAUGUCACAUCUAAUAUUGUGACACCUUAAUGGCUUUAAUGUCAGUUUUAAUAGGAUUUAAUUUAUUACUAAAGUCCAUUUUUGUUGGCUAAGGGCACUGCACUUUUUCUGUUUUUUAAUGUGGAAUUUUGUGUAAAUAUUCUGUACCUAAGACUUUGUGAACAUGUGUCUGUGCCAUCAUCAACAAAUGAUAUACAUCUUAUGCAGAUCAAUUUUAUUUCAAUCUGUCAUAAGCAGUAGGCGUGCACAUUAAGAAAAUUCUCUGGGUAUUUUCAUAAAAUUACAUGCUCCCUUACCUGACAAAACUUGUUACAGCUUUCCAAACCAAAAUUUCCACAGUUUGUUUCUAAUUUUCAAUUUCAAUUUAAUAAUUAUUUAAUAAUCUCUUUGAAUAUAAUACACUAUUGAUAUCCAGAAAUUCCCUGAGGUCCCAACUGAGAUUUAUAUACUGAUGGAUAACCCAGACUUACCCACUCUCUACAAUGUCUUCUGACACGAACUUCCCAACAGAAGGGAUUUAAAGUUUUUUCUAGUUGCUAUUAUUAUUAUCUCGGUUAAUUCUGAAUUCCUGUCAGGUGGAUAUUAUUUUCCUUUUUCUAAAACACUCUACUUCAGUGCGGCUUAUUAGAAGUCAACAUUACAAUGAUCAAAUCUUUGAAAACCAAAGGCAUACGUAUCAAAAGUCACAAAAAUAUCCUUAAAUAAGUUUUCUUUAGCCAUUAUAUACCAAAAUAUUAAUUAUAAUAUUUGAAAAUACUAUAUGUAAGAGAAACAGGGUACUGACUCAGUGGUGGCAAUUUUCAUAAAGUAGCCUGCUAGGUGCUUAGCAGAGAUAUACACACACAGAUACAUACAUACACAUAUACAUUUAUAUGUAUAUAUACACCUACAUAUAUAUAAUCUUGAGAUAUAGCAUCAUUGAUAUUUUCUAGACAGUUCUUUCCCCAGUGUUUAAAAAAGAAAUACUAAUAGAGCAUUUAAAAUGAAAUAUUGUCAGGCAUAUUAUUUAAUUAUAUGAAAGGAGUUUACUUGACACUUUUGUUUAUAACUUGGGUAUUUAACUACUAAUAAAAAUCACAAAAUCUGGAUGUCUUUAAAAUAAAUCACCCUGAAGGGUUCCUGAGCAAGUAUAUCUGACUAUAUAUUUUACCUAAGUUGCAAAUAAAUGGAAAUUUUCCAAAGACAGCUACAUCAAGUAGUUUAAAAAGAGUCAUGAGGCCGGGCGUGGUGGCUCACGCCUGUAAUCCCAGCACUUUGGGAGGCUGAGGUCAGGAGUUUGAGACCAGCCUAACCAAUAUAGUGAAACCUCAUCUCUACCAAAAAUACGAAAAUUAGCCAGGUGUGGUGGUGGGCAUCUGUAAUCCCAGCUACUCAGGAGGCUGAGGCAGGAAAAUUGCUUGAACCCAGGAGGUGGAGGCUGAGAUCACACCACUGCACUCCAGCCUGGGUGACAGUGCAAGACUCCAUCUAAAAAAAAAAAAUGGUCAUGAAUGAAUUAUUCUGUCUACACUUAUGAAGUCAGAGGUCUCCUUUUUCAGUCCCUCUGAUAGUCUCACCUAAGUGCCAUCCUGCUCCUGUAAACACUUUCCUAUGAAACCAAAUAGGAGCUGCCAGGUUCCCGGAACUCUUCUGACAUUGCAGAUCUCUGGCCAUCUGUACCAAAAAAAGAGAAAGAAACGUGAGGGAAGGAAAGGGAAGAACUCUAGUAUAAAGAAUGUAUUAAUAUAAAUAUCUAUAUUGAUUUUCACCCCCCAUGCCCCUUUGCUAAUAGAAAAGAUCCUAGCUAUGGCGUGUCCCUAAUUUAAGAGUGUGAUGUGAAGGACUGAAUUCUGUUUGUUUGGUGAUCUUUUUCCCUCUUCGGUAACAUCUUUUGUACAUGGUUUGAAGUCUCAGGUAAUGGAAUCCUACGGUGCAUUUCUGGCUAGCUCAGUCGGUAGAGCCUGAGUCGCUUAAUGGAAUCCUUAAUUAGCUAGAAUUUUCCUGCAAAUGGCUUUAGAUGAGGGAAAUUCUAUAAAAUGACAAUUUGGAUAUGCUUUUUGUUCAAUGAGAGCAGUUUUCUCUGUAUGCUUUGUCUGUGCAUGGCUGUGCAGGGCACAGAUGACUUCACCGAAAUCUGUUUCCAGGAGGGGGUCUUCCAAGCCUCCUUAGGCCCCUGUCAGUAUCAUAAAGAAUUCAUCUUCUUAUAUCAGAUGGGGUUACCCUCCCCCCCCCCGAAUAAAGUAGGGAAGACCUUCUCCAUGGAAUCAGGUCACAGCUUUGGGGAGCGGGAUGGGGCCUCUGUGCUUCGAUCCAUGCAUGAGCUGAGGUGAGAAACUCCCACCUACACCUGACUGCAGUGAUUGGAAUGGCUGGAAUUGUCACCUCUUCUCCUUGAUAGGCUCUCCCGUGCCUGGAGGAUGCGGGCUGGGGGAAGGGCAGGGAAAGGAAGGGAGUCAGCCAGCAUUUCUUGUGGGAAAACUUGCUUUUAAAUGAGGAAAGGGACAGAAUCAGACCUAAAUAAAAUUCCUGAGUAUUCAAUAUUUCUCUUCAGUGUCUCUCCGCCUCCCUUUCUGAGUUUCUUUCCUACAUUCUGGCUCUUCCAUUUUCCCAGUGCCCAAUACAGUCAUGGUUGCUGAAAUUCUCCCUGCCUCUGCUUUCCUUUCCCCAUCAGUUGCCCCACUAUAAGAUGACCCCUUUCAUCUCUCCUUUCCUGAAGCAUACAUGGUGGGUCAUUUAAGUGUUAGGAAGAAAACUAAUUUAAAGAAACUGAUUUUACAGUUAGCAUUCUAUGAAAGGAUACUUGCUAGGUAAUCUAAAUGAAUCGAUGGAUUAGAUAAUUUGAGACUGUGACAUAUAUUGCUUUGCUGACAAGAGAUAAGCCAUGAAUGUCUAGAUCUGUGCUGUCCGAUAGUCUGGCUACAUGCAGCUAUGUAAAUUUAAAUGUAAUUUAAUGAAGCCAGGCACAGUGACUCAAGCCUGUAGUCUCAGUGACUCAGGAGGCUGAGGUGGGAGGAUGGCUUGAGGCCAGGAGUUUGAGACCAGCCUGAGCAACACAGUGAGACCCUUUCUCUGAAAAAAAUUUUAAACUAGCUGAGCAUGGUGGCAUGAGCCUGUAGUCCCAGCUACUCUGGAGGCUGAGGUGGGAGGAUUGCUCAAGCCCAGGAGUUCAAUGCUGCAGUGAGCCAUUAUCACGCUAGUUCCCUCCAGCCUGGGUAGCAGAGCAAGACUCUUACUCUUCAAAAAAAUUAAUUUAAUUAGAAAUUUUAUUUUUCAGUUGCACUAACUACAUUUCAAGUGUUCGGUAACCAUAGUGGACAGUACAAAUGUAGAAAAUUUCCAUCACUGCAAAAAUUCUAUUGGACAGCACUGGUGUAGAUCAUUGGUACUCAAAAUGGGAUCCAUGGGCCAGCAGUAUCAAUGCUAUGUGGGAGCUUACAGAAAUGCAGAGUUUCAGGUCCACUUCAGACCUAAUGAAUCAAAAUCUUUCUUUAGCAAAAUUUCUCAAAUGAUUAGCACUGACCUCCAUCCAUUUUAUCCUUCCUUAGAUAUUAGGGACGUGAUGUCUGAGGUCAUUAAAAGGUGCCCGGAAUAGCUGGUUUCUUAAUCCACUGUUUCCUGUUCAUUCUCCAGCUAAUCUCAGCAAUGAGCUGAAACUCAUUCAUCACCCUCGCUGAGUUUUCUUCUCAAUCCUUCUUCCUAAUUCUGGUUCUAGAAGAGCCCUAUCGAUCCAGUGCUUGUGUUUUGGUAGCCAAUGUGGGACACAGGAGACUGGCAGACCGACACAGCUGGCCUCUCGCUAGCCCUCCCCCCAUCUCUAAAUCACUAACAGUCCUUGUUUGCUCAGUUUGUUGAUGUGCAGCAUGUUCAUUUGUUCACAACGUAAUCACUGAACAUUUCGGAAAAAUAUGUACUAAGUUAAAACCAUGUUAGUCUCCGACAACUUGCACAUUUUCCUCUUCUCUUAUCAGUAGAUUGUCCUGCUGACACAGUUUGUGCUCGAGGACCCGUAGCAGCACACACACAUUAAAUGAAUUGUUAGGCAUGCGAAAAAAGAAAAAGGAUUGAACCAAAAUGAUUGCAAAGGAAGUAAAUGCCAUUUAAGCCCUCUAAGAAGGCAUGCUGUGCUACAUUUACAUCUGUUUUUCUUGCGCUCACUUAUCUUGAUUUUCACAUGGUUAAUAAUUCCCUAAAAUAGUGCCUGAAAAAUAAUGUGUCACGUUCUUGACCCCAAAGGACAAUUCAUUUAAUUCUAGAAUAAGAUCUUUGCCAAUGAGACGUAUUGUCGGGAAUCCUUCACUUAAUAACUUUUACACAUUAAUAUAAUGCACCAAAACACAAUUGCCUAGAGAUGCUUUAGCUAAUUUUUAUUAAUAAAGAGGACAGUAGUUUUGUCUUCAUGGAACCUAUUUUCAACAGGAAUCAAGGAAGAAAAUAUUCAUGCAAAGCUAUGACUUAGAAAGUGAUAGGGGCUACCUCUAUACAGCACUUCUAAAGUAACAGCUUGUCUCCAACUGGGCUGACAACAUAGUGGGCUUUCACGAUCUAUGGAUAUGAAUUCUUUAAGGAUAUAGCCCUAAUUAAGGUAUAAAAACAAUGCAUCUCUCGACCUUGAUGUUUAGGAUCUCUCCUGUCUGCCCCCAUUCCGCCCCACUCCGCCCCACUCCAAUGAACUCAUCCUACAUCUUUCUAAAACACCAGCUUCUUUAGAUCAGCUGAAAUGAAGAGUGAGAAGUGAAAAUUCCUCUACUAGUAAUUGUUAGCCAAUAGAAUAGCCUCCCAAGCAGUCCCCGCAGCACUUGGUUGCCUUGGGUCUCUCUCGUCUCACUGCCCGCCCCGGCGCUUGUCUCUUCCAUGGCAUCCUGACUGACUUUUGUAUAGCAAUCUCUGUGUCAAGUCAGGAAUAUGAUGCCUUCCUAAAGCAGUAACCGCAACGUGAUGAUUAUUGGUUUUUAUAAUACACAAAGCAUUAAUUUUUUUUCUUAUCCUAUUUUCUCUUUAUUAUUUUUUUUCCAAGUUUUGUUUAGAGACAUUUAUGUUAGAAGAAAAACUAUAAAAUUUUACCUUUGUGGAGAACAGAGAGAUCAAAGACAGCUGGACUGUACCUAUUUGUAUAAUUAUUUCUGAUAUUUUUAAAGAAAAGAAGUUUAACAGAGUAACCCAGACUGAGACUGUUAAACUCUGUUUAUGAUAAACUCUGUAUUACAUGAUAGUGAACAGAUUAAUUCCCUUCAUGCAACUAAGAUAUUGUAUUUACAUUAUUUAUAUACUGUCUUAGUUUUUUAUGCACUUCCAAGUUUUAGUUGGAAAAAUGAAAACCAAGCUACUACUUAAAAGUUAUUAAAAACUUCACAUAAAAGAUUCCAUUUUAGCUACAAGUUAUUCAUUGCAUAGGAUUUUAUAAAUAGUCUGGGUAUUUCACAGGAACUGCAUUUCAAAGGAAAAUUAACCAAACAUUAAAAAAUGGGGGUUACUUUUUAAAUACAUUAAAAUAAAGAAGUUUCUUUCUCAGUGGAUAAUGCCAUUAAGGUAGGAUAAUGCAGUUAUAUACACAAGCUGAAAAGCAAAAGAAUAUAUUUUGUGGUCCUUAAUGUUUGACUGUGGCAUUGUUUCCCACAGCUUAGCCAUAUCUAUUUCUAUUUACCAAGUAUGAAGAGGAUAUGUAGUGAAGAUUUCUUACAGUUCUGGUAACUGGUAACUAGUGCUGUGAAAGGUUUUGGUAUUGCAACAUUCCCAGUUUUGUGAGUUAUAUAUUGUAUAUUGAAAAUGACUAGUAAAUUCAAGUAAUAUAUUUAUCUAGAGCUGGGAAAAUACAAUAAUUAUUUACAAAUCUUCAAGUAAGUUGUAUCGAAUGUUUUUCUUCCUCUGAAGUGAGAGAAGUCUCACUUUUGUGUUAAAAUGUCUAUUUAUGCAACAGGUUUCUCCUUUUGCUGGUGUUAUUAAUUUUCAUAUUAAAAUUUUUCUUAUCUUUUUAUAUUAAAAUAAUUAUGCUGGCUAUUUAGACUGCCAAGAUGUAUUUUAGUUUGCAGGAUUUUUGGCAGACAAAAUAUUUAAUAACAAAUAUAAAAGCAUUGUAUAUUUUGUGACAUUAGGGACAAGAAUUUUACCUUUGAAUUUCUCUAUGUGAGGCAGUCCUGGUUUCAGCAAAGUCAGUAACAGACAGUAUUACUUGUAAUCAUCAAAAGAAGGUUUCCACAAGUUGUAUAAAUCAGUGCAUUUAUUUAUUAUGUUGUGAAAUUUAAUGUUUAUACAAAAUACAUAUUCUAGCUCUUUUUUACUGCUGUUGCUUCGAGUGUAUAGUUCUGUUGAUGAUUUACUUAUGUACUUGAAGUACUCAUUUCUGUCAAACAGAUGCCCAAUUAUUUUCCUUUAAAAAAACUGUAUUCUUUACCAUCAUAGAUAGCUGAAUAGUAAUAGAUACUUUGUUAAAAAAAUAAGUUUCAUGUGUAAAAUAAACAUUUUUUAAAAAUAUAAAGCCAAAAUGAAAUCACCAAUAUAAAGGAUUUAAUGUAGCCAAGGGAUUCAGAGUGUUCAAUUUUGCAAACAUAUAUUUUAUCUUCGUGUCACAACUUCUUUUCUGUAGUUAAUUCUCAGUUUUAGCUGAAGACAGAGCUCAGUGAUUGUACUGCCAAUAGGACACUCAAAUGAACAUUAGGAGUUUUGAACACUGGUCAGGCAUGUGGCUCAGGCCUGUAAUCCCAGCACUUUGGGAAGCCAAGGUGGGUGGAUCACCUGAGAUCAGGAGUUCAAGACCAGCCGGGCUAACAUAAUGAAACCUCGAUUCCACUAAAAAAAUUAAAAUUAGCAGGGCAUGGUGGCGGAUGCCUGUAAUCCGAGCUACUUGGGAGGAUGAGGCAGGAGAAUCACUUGAAGCCGGGAGGCGGAGGUUGCAGUGAGCCAAAAUCUCACCACUGCACUGCAGCCUGGGUGACAGAACAAGACUCCGUCUUGGGGAAAAAAAGAAUCUUGAACCCCCCCCCAAAAUAUCACAUAUCUAGCAAUUCUUGGUUCCAGGUGGAUAUUUUUAACACGUUUGCCUUUGGCUCUAGGAUAGUAACCAUUAUGGAUGAUGGUUUGUUUGUUUCUGUUAAGUCAGUGAGAUUUUAAUUGUUUGAAUUAUUUCUAUUUAAAAUUAUUCUCAAUAUAACUGUUUUAACUUCAACUUUUAACAGUUUUCUUCUAUUUUAACUUUAACUUUUAACCAUUUUCUUCUAUUUUACAGCGUUAGCAGUUGAUCUGUGCUAUUUAAGAACUCAUAGGAGACAAUUAAUUUACUAUAAUUUCAAAGGCAUAGAGUUUUAUAUUUUACUGCUGCACAAGCAGUUAUUGGAGGUGGGAAAAAGGAAAACUGGUAUGAGAAAUUACAUGGAAAUUACAAGAAAAAGGAAGUUGAGUUGGUAAUUUGGCCAAGAUUUGGGAACAAAUAGUUUGAACAUAGGUAUCUCUCAUCUUAUACGAUAGAAACACAAAGCACACGUGAGCUGUAUAGUACGCUGAACACCACCGCGAAACAAAAAAUGGCGCAUUGAUGAAGUCCGAGACUAUCUAGAUCUUAGCAACUAGUGAAUUCGGGGAGCCCAGACUACUGUGGAAAGUUAGAAGUCAGUAAGAAUGCAGUUCAGAUGACCUAAUCGUUCAAGACACUUGAUGGGUUCCACACUAGGGUUUAUGGUAUGGGGCAGACAUCUGUGCUUUCUCACCUCAGUGACUGAUGUCUGAAGAAGUAGUCAGAUGCUUACUGGUUCUUACAGAAGAACAUCAGUAAACGGGGAUCAGACCGUACCCCGCAGACCAAGGAGGUUUCCUUAAAUUUGCUAAACCUUGAAAGGUAUUAGCAAUGAUAAUUGCUAAAUGGAUUUUUUUCCUUUCACUGAAACAAAACAAGUAUUAAAAUUCACAAUACCUAGAGAUGGGAGUAUGGUUUAGGUUUAUCGAGUUCUGUAACUGACUUUGGCAUUGCCUCAUUGUGUCCUUUCUACAAGUUAUGAUGACUUGGUGUCCCCAGUUAGAAAUGGCACACGAUACUAUCAGAUGUUGGUACUUGGUAAUGUUUCUUUUACAAAAGGAACUGCGUAAGUAUUAAUCAUAACUCGUUUGACGGUUUCUUUCCCACUGUCAUUUUAGAUGUAAAGAAAGUCUUCCUAGACUAUAGCAUGGAAAUGAGAACUUCAGAUUGAUAUUCCUGAUGUUCAAUUUAAAAAUGAAAGUGAAGUUAAAAUUAAUAGUUUCUGUCCCAGAGUAGAUUAUGGGUAUUUUCAUGUUACACUUCAGGUUCAUAUUAUUCAUUUUAGGAUAUGCCAAAAACUCACUUCUAAAAUCUUCAAAAAUUUUGAAGUUUUAUUUUUUUCUACACUUAAGCCAAACAACAAUUUUAUAGAUGUGAAUAUAUAUAUUUAUAUUUAAGUCCUUCACAUCGUUUCUUAGUUUAACUCCCCGAAGAGGAAAAUGUCUCUUUAAACCAGUAGUUAAAAAGAUGGAGUAUGUGAUGUUCCUUUCUCUGUACUGAGUGAAUGUUUGCUCUAGAGCAUGGAUCACUGACUGCGCUCUCUGACUGUGGAAUGGUAUUCUCUCAUGCAAAGUACUUUCACAACUUCCCAUAAAAAAACUAAACUAUAGAUCCUCUUAAUUAAUGGAAAUCUGGGUACAAUUACGGGAAUUAAAUUAGAAACUAGAAUAACCUAGUUAAAAUCAUAUUAGUUAUACUUGAGGGUAAGUGAUGACUUGAUUUUUACAUGACAUUUGAAUUCUGUCACUAUCUGAUUCUUGACCUAAAGAUUUCUUUGCUAAAUCUGAUAUUUAUUAUAAUAUAUAUAAUAAUUUGGAGCUCCUAUUGCAUCUCACCACCCAAAAAAUGUUCGAAUGCCAUAUGAUAUAGGAAAAAGACUGCAGUUCAUCACCGUGGAAUUUUGAUUUGUCUUAAUGACACAACUGAAUUUUUAUGAUGAUAGAUCUCUAAAUGAUUAAUCCAGAAGGACUUGGUGCAGUGACUGGAAGAAAUUGUUUUUCUGGGAAUUUGCUUCCCAUAGUGACCUGACAUACAGGUGACCUUAGUGUAAUUGAAAUUAAUUAUAAUUUUAAUUAGAACAUGCUCUGUUUAUAGAUUUUAAUUGUGCAGCAGUUUUUUAAAAUAUACAUAAUUAUGAGGAUGAGAGAAUUGCAAACUUGAACAGGUCUUUUGUUUUCUCUCCUUUUACUUGAAAAGCUUUCAGAGAGCUUUUGAGAGAUGACACCGUUUUCAUAGUAACACUAUGCAAAUUAGGCUCUUCUGCCAAGAAACUCAUGAACCAAAACACAGAGUAACACAAAUGCUUAAUCUGAAUCUUGCCUUUGGAUUUUGCAAGCAAAAGUAUUUCCUGUAUCAAUUUUUUUUCAGUAUUUAUGGAGUGGCAUAUUUCAUUUUUUUUUAUUAUACCAAAGUUGAAUUCUCAUUUUAUGCUGUAUUUUUCAUUAGUUGCAGUAAAGUGUUAAUUUCUUUCUUUCUUUCUUUUUUUUUUUUUUUGAGAUGGAGUUUCGCUCUCCUUACCCAGGCUGGAGUGCAAUGGUGCGAUCUCGGCUCACCGCAACCUCCGCCUCCUGGGUUCAGGCAAUUCUCCUGCCUCAGCCUCUUGAGUAGCUGGGAUUACAGGCACACGCCACCAUGCCCAGCUAAUUUUUUGUAUUUUUGGUAGAGACAGGGUUUCACCAUGUUGACCAGGAUGGUCUCGAUCUCUUGACCUCGUGAUCCAAAGGCCUCGGCCUCCCACAGUGCUGGGAUUACAGGCGUGAGUCACCGCCGCCGGCCUAAAGUGUUAAUUUCAUUGUUGCCUUUCAGGCCUUCAUCAUAGAAACCCUCACCAUGUUUCACUCCUGUGCUUUUGCCAUAGUUUUUUUUUUUUUUUUCAGCCACUGGUUUUUCUACUUUUACUCUUUCCCACCAGAGUGGUCUUUCUAAAACAUAUUUGCUAAAAGUUCUUAAGCAGGCUCUCUUUUCCGUAAAUUACAGCAUAGCAACCUAACUCCUAAGCAAGAUGAAUUAGUCUCCAUGACCUUGCCUCUUUCUUCCUUUUUAGUAUCCUCACCCACCAUCCCUUCAUCGACUUUUGUAAUCCGGGAAUUUGGAACUAUGUAUAAUUUAGUGUCGUGGCAUAAUGACAUGCCAUAGAUGAACAUAUUCAAGACUCAGUUCAAAUUUAACGUUCUGUGAAGCCCUACCUGACUUCCCUAGGCAGAUAUUUCCUCCAUGCCUAUAGUAUAUUGAAACUUUUUCUGUUAACAUAACAUUUCAGUUACACAUACACAUGCACAUACAAACACACGCAGGUGCAGGAACACACACACACGCACACAGACACACACACACGCCUGUCUCUCCCACUGAAUUUCUCUCGUUUUGUAUUCUCAGUGUCUAGCUACACAUAAUAGAACUUAGAUAAAUAUUUUCAGAUGAAGGUAAUAUAAAACCCAAACUUCUCUGGAUUUGUAUGCUUUCACAAACAAAGGCUUAGGAAUUCUCUGGAAGUCCACGAGGUCAGUGUGCAUUCAUGAGCAUGCGUGCACUCUGGGCAAAGCAACAGAAGAUAAACAGCAAGGAAGAGCAGUUGUUUUGUGAAAAAUAACCAUUUGUUAGCUGUACAUCAGAAAUAUCGACCAAAUCUGAAUUCUUUUUCACAUAACUGCCAGACUUUGAUUUGUAAUUCAUAAAGAUGCCCUAAAGAUCAUCUUUCUCUUUUAUAGACAUUUAGUGUAUGGCGUCCACAUAAAUACAUACACUGAUUACCUACAGACAAUAAUGAGACUUCAGAAAGAAUCAAAAGCAGUAGUGAAGGUGGAAUUUUUAAAUAAUAUUCAGCUGGGGGAAUAGACUGAGUUGAUGUGACUUCAGGUUAUUUAGAGUUAUUAUGUUAAUGUAAAUGUAAGAAGGCUUAUUUGUGACUAUUAUCAACCUCUGUAGAAUAUAAAGACUAAAAACUAUUACCUAUGGGCCUGUUUUUCUUUGUGAUUCAAUAAAGCCUUUUCUACCAUGUCACCAAAUACUCACAAAGGCUAACACCGAAUGCUCUUCCAAGUUAAUAAUAUCUAAAAUUAAAUAUUAGGGCCCCACAUGGUGGCUCACACCUGUAAUCCUAGUACUUUGAAAGGCUAAGGUGGGUAGAUCACCUGAGGUCAGGAGUUCUAGACCAGUCAACAUGGUGAAACCUCAUCUCUUCUAAAAAUACAAAAUCUAGCCAGGCAUGGUGAUGCACACCUGUAGUCCCAGCUACUCCGGAGGCUGAGGCAGGAGAAUUGCCUGAACCCAGGAGGCGGAGGUUGCAGUGAGUCUAGAUUGCACCACUGCACUCCUGCCUGGGCAACAGUGUGAGACUCUGUCUCCAAAAAAAAAAAUUUUUUUGUAAAAAUAUUUGUAAUUAACUGAAAUGCCCUGUUCCUUUAUUCACUUUUGAUAGACUUUUUAACCUGCUCUAUACUUGGCACUCAAUUAGCUUCUGGGGAUACAAAUAAAAUAGCUCCUGUGUUGUAAAGUCCAAGUUUGUUUUCACAGUUAUUUUUCUACAGUCCGUUUAAGGUAUUAGGAGAACUUUCACAAACCAAGUGUUUUUCAGGUUAUUUCAGAGAGGAAUCUCCCUCCACCCAAAAAAACUAACCAAAUCAUUUUAUCAUAAAGAGGUAAUCCCAUUUUUAUGUCCACAAUUUUUAUAUUUUUGUGUCAGCCACCAAUAAUUUUGACUGUUUUGUCAAGUAUGUAUUUCAUCGAUCCUAUUUCCACAACCUUUAUAAAAAUGAUCCCACUGACUGAUAGAUCUGUAGAAUGUGAACUCACAUUUAAUGUUUAUUUUAGAAAGGCAUAUCCUAUAUCCCAUAUCCCUAUUGAUGACACAUAUACCAAAAUAUAUAAGAGCUAUGCCUGGUAAACCCACAGGAAAAGGAAAAAGUAACGCUUUCUGGUAUACUUCAGAGGCUCCACUUGAAGAUGUAUGUGGGUUGAUGUUUCCUUGAUUAGUUUGAAUGAGGAGUAGGGGGUAAUAAUAUUUAACAGGUAGCAUACGUAGCUAAGCAUAUAGUAAAUACUAGUGCCAUGAGGCACUAAUCUAUAGAGGAAACAAAAUUAUUUUUAGUUAUAAAAGAAUCUCUAAGUAUUUAUGGAUGGUUAGGCAAUAGGGUUUCUUCAUGAGAAGGAAAAAAACUGUAUCUGUAUUGUUAGUAAGUAUGGAAAAACCCCAACUUGUAUGUAUAUUCACACUUUGAAAGGCAUAUUUUGAAGUCAUUGUUUCCCAUCAAUAUUAAGUAUCAUCCAUUUCUAUGUUCUAUAGCAAAAGAAAAUUCUUAGUGUGAUACAGCUUUACUCUUUGCUCGACUUUGUGCAAGGUCCACAAAAGGAGGAGUCUCAAAAGAUUGGACACUUUUCCCUCAACACAUUCAUUUUAUCUUUCGAUAAAGAUAACUUGAAAUCAUUGGCCUCCAGUUUAUCAUCGUGUUGAAAACACAACAGUACUGUUCCUUUCAUCCCUUACAUUGGAAAAGGUAUUUUAAAUUUAGCUUUGCCAUAGUAUUUACAGUUAGGGAUUUACUACAUUUUGGUAGUCUGUUUUGAAACUAAGCACUUGUGUCUGAAAGAUGCAGAUAAUAUCUAUCUAUUUAUUACACAGUGGGCUCUGUUUGCUGCAGAAAGGAGUGAAACUUUUAAUGGCUUAGCACACUUGCCAGUGAAAUAUACCUGACAGAGCAGAGGUUAUAACCUUGGCUCUAAUUACUUUUAAUAAUGGUAAGACGACGUGAGUUUUGUUUGUUUACAUGCUGUUUACAAUGGCAUAAUUUUAAAUAUAUAUACAGUUGAGAUAUUUAUUGCAUAGCAUUUUAAAGAUGUUUUAUGUGUUUUCACCUUCGGAAUAUAUUGUUACAUUUCCUUGUACAGAUAAUGUGGGUGGCUUUGUUAAUGUAGCUAGGAAUUUUUAUGACUACUAAGUGACCAGUUUUGGUGCCUUUGAUUGUGGGAUGCAUGAUUAUGUAUUUAUUGUACGGAAGUCACUGAUGUGUGUAUUUUUGUACUCUACUGAAAGUGAUGGCUGAUCCUGAUGUAAUGAUGAUGAAAGACAUCUUUCCCAAAGGGCACUGCCUUGAGAUCGCCCUUCUCAAAUAAAAAGAAUGCGUUUG